Messenger RNA from Sinocyclocheilus anshuiensis, 660 nucleotides. RefSeq lists its product as uncharacterized. The record is from RefSeq and is a predicted model, not a curated record. The transcript has 3 exons. Lineage: Eukaryota; Metazoa; Chordata; Actinopteri; Cypriniformes; Cyprinidae. The coding region runs from base 1 to 660 and encodes 219 amino acids.
AUGUAUGAGCUGAGACUUGCAAACGAAAAUGGUCUGGCACAUCCUAACGCAGUCUCUACAUUGGAUGCAUCAAAGCGCACAUUCUAUAUCCGUUUGUCAACUUGUCGAGUUGGACUUAAGGCCACCACACCAGUGCAGUUGUCUGGGGAUGGUCCUCGAGAGAGCCUCGCCACCUUCAUCGAGUGGGUGCUGGUGUCCUGCGAGUCCCAGCUGACCGUGGACAUCGCGGACAGCAACACCAGCCCCACUCAGGACCCUGAUCCCAGCCCACCAUCUCCCCGCGGUACGGAGCAUAAACCUGAGCCCACCGAUGACGGAGAGCCAUGUCCCGCCGCGAUCCCCGAGUCGGAGCGAAGCCCCGCGGCUGAGAGGAGGAUCGCCUCGGAUAUGAAGCCCAACACGUCAGACCAGGUGCGAGAGCCGGUGACAGUGCCCACCACGAGGGAGCAAGCCGUGGACUGUGUGAGUGCGGAGAGGAGCUCCGCCCCCUGCAUCAUGGCUGAGGGUGAGCGGACUAUGGAGGGAAUUCAGGGCCAAAAUGAGGAGGAGAGACCGCGGAAUCCUCUGUUUAGCCCAGGAAAGGCUCCAGCCCAAGAGCUCUCUCCAGUGCCCGCUCCUCAAAAAUACCAUCUCGAAUCCUCUGCUUUAUCCUCCUCCUAG